AUGAAUAUUGUACGAACAAAAAAGGCAUACAAGGCAAUCUGCUGUUUAAUUGCAUUCGUGGGAGCUACACAUCUUAACACUACCAAUGGAGUCAAUCCAGAUUUGAGUGGCAUCCAAAGUCCUGAUUCAGUUGGGUAUGAAGCUUGUACUUCUCAAAAGUGCCGUGUGGAUAUUGACUACGGAUAUCCACUUCUCAAAGACAUUACAUCUCUUCAUGAUGUGAUAGAAGAGCUGAAGUAUCUAUGUUGUCUGGAUCUCAGCAGAAAAGAGCUAAGAUCAUUACCAGCCGUGAUAGAGGAGCUGAAGAAUCUACGGAAACUGGAUCUCAGUGGUAACAAAUUCGAGGUAUUACCAUCUAAUAUAGUAAAACUGGAGAAUCUGGAGAUACUGUAUCUCAAUGGUAACAAACUCGAGACACUACCA
Molecule: messenger RNA, 423 nt
Organism: Vittaforma corneae ATCC 50505
Lineage: Eukaryota; Fungi; Microsporidia; Nosematidae
Exons: 1
Molecular function (GO): protein binding
Source: RefSeq, a predicted model, not a curated record